Achroia grisella is the source of this 3140-nucleotide messenger RNA. RefSeq names its product NAD-dependent protein deacetylase sirtuin-2-like (gene Sirt2). Gene Ontology annotation, molecular function: NAD+ binding. The transcript has 7 exons. Lineage: Eukaryota; Metazoa; Arthropoda; Insecta; Lepidoptera; Pyralidae. Bases 1 to 1242 code for a protein of 413 amino acids. The record is from RefSeq and is a predicted model, not a curated record.
AUGCGCGUCGUUUAUCUGUCAAAAAGACCGUGGUUGUGCUACACAAAGGUUUCAAGUCGCAGUUUGUUAAAUUUUCGUAAAAUGUCUGACAAUUCUCCUCCGGGAAAGAGUGACGGAGUCGAUCAUCCAGUGGACCCCACAGUACCUGUAGUCCCGCCAAAUCACGUCGAGAGCUUAGGUUCCAGGAUAAGGGAUCUUGACGUAGAUUCUAUUCGACGAUAUUUGGCACAGAAACUUGGAUUUUACGAACCACCCGAGCCAGCAGCGCCGGUCGAAAAAGUCUUAGAUGAAAUUAAUUUGGAUGGUAUGGUAAAAUGGAUUAAAAGUGAUAGAUGUAAAAACAUUAUAACAUUAGCAGGAGCGGGAAUAUCUACAUCUGCAGGAAUACCAGAUUUCCGCAGUCCAGAAACAGGAUUAUAUCAUAAUCUGCAAAAAUACAAUCUACCGGAACCACAAGCUAUAUUUGAAAUAAACUUCUUCAGACAGAAUCCAAAACCAUUCUUCACAUUAGCGAAGGAAUUAUUCCCAGGAAGUUUCAAACCUACUUUAUCACACUAUUUUAUUAAACUUUUGCUUGAAAAAGGUUUACUUCUCCGUCACUAUACUCAGAAUAUUGAUACACUUGAGCGUGGCGCUGGCAUUCCUGAAGACAAGAUUGUUGAAGCUCAUGGUACUUUCUAUACCUCCCACUGCUUAGAUUGUCGAAAGCAGUAUGGUCUGGAUUUUGUCAAAGAGCGCAUAUUCGCUGAUCAAAUCCCCAUAUGUACUGAAUGUCCUGGAGUAGUGAAGCCAGAUAUAGUGUUCUUCGGCGAGAGUCUACCAGAACGAUUCCAACAGUGCCUACAAGAGGACUUCCAGCGCUGUGAUAUGCUCAUCAUCAUGGGCUCAUCGCUAGAAGUACAGCCAUUUGCCUCGCUUAUUGAUAUGGUCCCAGAUUGGUGUCCGCGGCUGCUUAUUAACCGAGAGAAGGCGGGUGUCAGGUCUUCAUUCUUCAGACAAUUGGGUCUCAUGGGUGGAGGUCUUCAAUUUGAUGAAGAAGGUAUCCGCGAUGUGGCGCGACUGGGAGACUGUGAUGAUGGUUGUCAAGAUCUCGCUGAUAGACUUGGUUGGGGGGAUGAACUACGCGCACUGGUGGCGCGCGAACAUGAACGCAUCGACCUAGAAGGUCGCGCUUCAGCACCUCACGUGCCUGUUCCAGUCACUGUCGUCCCUGCAGGACCCUCGCUGGACCCCAAACUAUGAGUAUAACACGUACCAUAUUAUUUAUUAACGAGGAUAGCACAAUAAGCAUUGUCUUAGCUCUCUUCAACUCUUAAUAUGGUGUUUAAAAGUAUAUGCAAACAAUUUAAAGUGCUAUUAUUAUUAUAGGAUGCUCUUUUUAUUACUUAUUAUAAAGCAGUAAUAUCAGAUUUCAAGUAAAAUAUAUUUCUAAUGUUAUAUAGUUUAUACAUAGUAUAUAUAGAUGUGUUUUGCUGAAAAACAUUUCAUCAAAGCCAUAGGUCAUAGAUUAAAAGACAUGCUUUUUACAGUAAAAUGUAGGUGUAGUUGCCUAUACAAUCCGGUGCUAAACAAACUCAUGAAGUAUUUAACGUAUAUUUUUAAACACCAUAAUAUAUUGUUAUUAUUUGUUGUUUUUUUGUAUCUACAGACAAAGGUAAUAUUAUGAUAUUAGUUAUAUAUUUUUAGGAACUGUGUCUACAAAUCAAAUCGAAAAAUUAAUGUACUUUAUUUUUAGCAACUAAGAUAUAUGCAAGAAAAUAUAAAGGAAGAGAUUAUACUUCAAUCGUGCGUACAAAAAUAAUAAGUCUCUACUUCACACGCGCGAUUUUAUAAUACACUAUUAUCCUUACAAAGUGAGUGAUAUAUUUUGAAUGACUACGUUUUAAUAAUGCAGGUUCCUCGUUCGGAAUCGCGCGCGAUUACCCGUUACACGACCGCUUUCCUACUGAAUCGAAAAUUCACGAAAAUCGCGCGCGAUAAAGUGAACACGUCAAACAGACAUAGAGACAAUAGCACGCGCUUGGGCGCACGGGCUUUUCCGUGCUUCUGAUCGCGCGUGAAAGUAAACGUAAGUAGCCAUUUAAUUGUAUUAAUUGGUAUUUGUAAUAAUAUUUUGUCUGUAGAUAUGAUAGUAUAUUUUCACUGUAACACAUGAUAUACGAAGUAAUAUUAAAUAUCAAAUUUUCUAAAAUAUAAAAAUGAGUGAUAUGUGUGUAUCUUCUUAGAUAAAAUAAAAUUAUUGUAUCAUCUGUUUUUUCUUACUUAAUUAGUAUAGUUUAAUUGAUAUGGGUCAAUUAAAAAUAAGAUUAACACAAAAAGUACAAUUUGCAAAAUAUUAAAGAAUUUGUCCAGUAAAAUGUUUGUUCCUAAGAUUGUUGUAAUAGGUAAGAAAUAACAGAUUAUAAUAUUUUAUUUGUUAGUUGCGAACACAGAUGUGGAUCUAUUGCUACUUAUUUUGUCGGCGUGCCUAUUUUUGUCUCAAGUAAAAGCUAGAACUAAACACUUAAACUACAUUUUAAAUUAUAAAUUGGUUUUGACACGAUUUCAGAAUAAUUUUAUUUAUUUAUUGUUAAGAGGUCGAUAUAAACAUUAUUUGUUUUCGAUUAUAGUGCGAAAUCUGCUAACUUUAGCAUGUAUUAAUAAAUACAGAUUAUUCUCGUACGAUUUCUUAUUUCGCACUCUAAGUAUUUGUUUAGAUGCGGAUAAACUCAGCCUAUUAAGGUUUAAUCAUAAUAAUAUAGUAUGGCACGCUUAGACUUAUAUAGAUUGAGAUAGUUGCACCUUCUAUCUUGUAUCUAUGUCUGUGCUUGCGUAUAUUACUUUAAAGUGUGCUCACAUUAUCAGGUUGAAACCCGACGGCUCGUGUCGACGACUCUUUCGAUUGAUUGAUUGCUUGCAUUUUCAAAGAGGGUGGGGCGUAGCAACCAAUGAGCCAAUCAAACGGCGUCGACGGCACGGGCCGACCAGAUGUGAGCACGCUGUUAAAUGUUGACCAUUCACGGUAAAGGCUUGACACUAUAGCGUAUUGUGAUUAUAAUAUGAAUGAUUUAUGUAACACAUCUUUAUAUAUUAUAUAUAUCAGAAGUUAAAACAUAAAAUUCAUAAAUAUAGAAACAUUUAGUUAAUAUUAUUGAUUAUAU